Molecule: messenger RNA, 594 nt
Organism: Colletotrichum spaethianum
Lineage: Eukaryota; Fungi; Ascomycota; Sordariomycetes; Glomerellales; Glomerellaceae
Product: myosin regulatory light chain 1
Exons: 2
Coding region: 1-594 (197 amino acids)
Biological process (GO): mitotic cytokinesis; actomyosin structure organization
Cellular component (GO): myosin II complex; cytoplasm
Molecular function (GO): calcium ion binding; myosin heavy chain binding; cytoskeletal motor regulator activity
Source: RefSeq, a predicted model, not a curated record
AUGGUCUCGCCACAGCCUCUCCGGCCGGGGUUGAAGAAGGCGAUAAGUCACGGAAAUGCGCUCUCGCAUCUGCAACCCGCCCAAGUCAGACAGCUUCGGGAAGGGUUCGAGAUCUUGGAUCGCGACAGUGACGGUGUCAUUAAUAGAGAAGACGUCGCGGACAUGCUGAACCAGCUGGGCCUCCCGUCCAGCGCAUCCGAUGUGUCACAGUUCUUCCCUCCGUCCGCGUCUCAGGCGAUGACGAUGGCUGCUUUCCUCAACUCCGUAGCCACGAUGUUGGCAUCAUUAUCACCCCAAUCCGAGCUUCUUUCUGCAUUCUCUGCAUUCGACGAUGACGAUAGCGGGCAGAUCGACCUCGCUGAAUUGCGAGAUGCACUACUACACACAGCGCCAGAGCCCGGCGAGCGGCCCUUGACGGAGGCGGAGGUCGAAAAGGUGAUCGAGGGAUUCACAGGCAGGAGAGCAUUCAACCGCAACAUGCAGGGCGGUUUGGGCAACCGUCGCGAGGUCUUUAGAUACCAAGACUUCGUCAACUCCAUCAUGGGGACCAACACGGCGUCAGAGGGGGCAUCGGCCGAAGGGUCUGAGGAUUAA